Messenger RNA from Polychytrium aggregatum, 828 nucleotides. RefSeq lists its product as uncharacterized. The record is from RefSeq and is a predicted model, not a curated record. The transcript has 3 exons. Lineage: Eukaryota; Fungi; Chytridiomycota; Chytridiomycetes; Polychytriales. Bases 1 to 828 code for a protein of 275 amino acids.
AUGGCCGCCAAUAGCAUCCUCUCGCUACCCAUCUACUCCCACGUCGGCAAGAAAAUCGUUUACAUCAUCUCGACCUUUGACAUCCUCAACUUUGUCGUCGCAAAACUCGGCAAUACGUCGCUGGAGGAUGCUCAGUCCAAGCUGGACGUCAGCAUCGAAGCCGCCAUGACCCUGGACUCGGAGUCUGAGAGUUACCGCAUCCUCGAGAGCGACUACCAGGACAAGCUCCACGACGUUUUGCAUGACUUUGCCCAGGGCGCCCAUCGCGCCCUCAUCACAGAUGCAACCCACCGCCGCAAGAGCUACGUUUUCACCCAAACAGAUAUCAUCCGCUAUGUCUACGACCACCCGGCGAUUGUCUCCCCAGAGAUUUCUCUGGACAAGACGCUGCAGCAACUCGGGCUUAUCCGCUCCGAGAGGCCAGUGACGCUGAUCUCCGAUCGCGAGUCCGCCUAUGAUGGCUUCAAGCGCAUGGCCGUCCAGAAGCUGCUGGCCCUUCCCAUCGUCGACUCGGCCAACCAUGUGGUAGGCACCCUCAGCGCCAGCGACCUCCGGGGCCUCACCGACAAGACGCUCUCGCACUUGAAGUCUCCUGUGGCGGAAUUUUUGCAGGCUGCCGCUCGCCCCAUCCCCAAGGUGGAAAAUCUGGUCUGUUCGCCAGAAGAUACACUACUCAAGGUCAUCCAGACCCUCACCCAGAACCGCAUCCACAGAGUCUGGGUCACUGACGAGCACAUGAAGCCCAUCGGCGUGGUGUCCCAGACGGACGUCAUUGCCGUCCUGGUUGGUUUGCCUGUUGGAAGUCCCACUCGCAUCCGCAGCGAGUGA